Molecule: messenger RNA, 842 nt
Organism: Arabidopsis arenosa
Lineage: Eukaryota; Viridiplantae; Streptophyta; Magnoliopsida; Brassicales; Brassicaceae
Source: the annotation of a GenBank genome assembly
AUCUCUCUCUCUCUCUCUCUCUCUCUCUCUCUCUCUCUCUCUCUCUCUAGGGUUAUCGCUCCUCUCUCCCAGUGAUUUCCAUGGGUGAUGAUGAUGAUCGGGAAACUUACUAUGCGAAGCGAUUCAAAGACGCGGAAACGAACGUCUUCUGGGAUGUGAAUGAUUGCGGAAUCCCCGAUGGUUAUAAAGCUGUUGGGGUUUCGAAUAACAUUAGAUCGGUCCUUACGGAAAUGAAUUAUCUUGGUCCGGUGACCAUCUAUGCUUAUGGUGAUAGGAAGCAGAUCGUGGAUAACCUUGAACCAACCGCAAUCGAGAAAACUCAAGACGAGAAGACAUCCAUCUAUGCGGAUGGGGACCAAAAAUCACCCGCAAUCGUGUUCAACCACACAACCGGAGAUAGAACGGAGAGACUUGAAUUGAUUUUAUUGGACAUGUUUGUCCAGGCAAUUGAAAAUCGUUCACGUGCAAAUUUCAUGCUAAUCGCGGGAGACAUCUCCCAAAACUUUGAGGUUUCAUUUGGUAUGAAUCGUUUGCAUAUGGCGGGUAACAAUAUUCUCUUGGCACAGCCUGAAGACGAACCAUCCCUGGAAACACUUCCUGGAGAUACUAAUAGUGUUUGGGAAAGCUUAUCAAUAGGCGAAUCCCGUAGAAUCAAAAGGAGAUACAAACCUUCCAAUCCUCGUGACUAUACUUGCCUAGGUGGUAAGAGAUACUACGGGUUCCUUCUUGUUGGUGCAUUGGUUGUGUUUACAUUUACUUUUGCGAGCCGAAGACGCAUUUAGUGGCUUCCUUUUGUUUUAUUUUGGCAUAAAAACUCUUUCCAGUAAACGUUUAAUGUUUUU